Molecule: messenger RNA, 2619 nt
Organism: Hippocampus comes (tiger tail seahorse)
Lineage: Eukaryota; Metazoa; Chordata; Actinopteri; Syngnathiformes; Syngnathidae
Product: protein FAM57B-like
Exons: 7
Coding region: 150-1028 (292 amino acids)
Biological process (GO): lipid homeostasis; ceramide biosynthetic process
Cellular component (GO): membrane; endoplasmic reticulum
Molecular function (GO): sphingosine N-acyltransferase activity
Source: RefSeq, a predicted model, not a curated record
CCUACUGAACAUCCAAACGAGUGGCUAAAGGCACCGGGCUACUUCUCUGUCGUGGGCCAAUGAAGUGCAGUGUGGAGGAGAAAGAGCAACAAAUCUCCAGGACCCGAUUGCCCGCCCAACUUUUUGCCUCAGCCUGACGGCCAGGGACCAUGCUGACCAUCCUCGCUGCUGGCUCUGUGUUCUUUCCGGGCCUCUUCCUUCUAUCCAAGCAGUGCCUCAAGUCCAUCCCGGCGCUGCGAUGGAGCGAAGGAGACGCCGUCAUCGUGUCGGCCAGGUUGGUGUCGUCGGUUCAGGCGGUCAUGGCUUCCUCAGCUGGCUACAUUAUCGCUUCUUCCUGUGAUGACAUCAUCGAGGACCAGCACUGGCUGACCAGCACAUACAUCAUGUUUGCCGUCCCCUACUUCGUGUAUGAUAUCUACGCCAUGUUCAUGUGCUACUGGUACAAGCUGAGGGUCAAGGGGCACGAGGAGGCCUCGGCCGCCCCCCAGCACAUGGCCUCCGCGCUGACCAGCUACCUGCGCCGCGAGUUCCUCAUGGUGCUGCACCACGUCGUCAUGGUUACCGUCUGCUUCCCCGUUUCUGUGUUUGUGCGUCAAGGAAAGGGAGACUACUUCCAGGGCAUCAUGUUCAUGGCCGAGCUCAGCACUCCGUCAGUCUGCUUAGGAAAAAUUCUCAUUCAGUACAAACAGCAACACACACUCCUGCACAAAGUGAACGGGGCUCUUAUGCUGAUCACUUUUUUCAUCUGUCGGGUCCUCCUCUUCCCUUACCUCUACUACGUCUAUGGAAGGUACGCGUCCAUUCCGUUCCACUUGGUCCCCCUGUCGGUGCCGUGGCAUUGUAAUCUUGGGGCCGCCCUGCUCAUGGCCCCGCAGCUCUAUUGGUUCUCGCUCAUUUGUCGAGGCGCCCUACGACUCUUCACGGGCUCCUCACGCUCCCAGAGACGGCGCUCUACCGGCGCGGCGGCGCCCCAGCCGGCCAACGGCUACCGAGCACCCUCCACGGAGCCUGACUUGGCCACCCACUGAGAGGAGUCGGGAGGGGUGGUGGGUGGGGGGGGAGCGAAUGUACCAAUUUCAAGGGAUGGGGAAAUAAGUAGCAACACGGCGAAAGGGUAAAAAGCUCCAGACGAUGUCCUCAAGUAGCACUGGAGUCUUUGCAGGCAGCACGCAACGACCGCUUCCGUGCCAGGGGUUUUGCUUGGCGGGCCUUCAAGCACUUCAGCUUCUCACUUUGUAGGAAUAACAAAAGAGCGCCGACGCACUCUGACGAUGUCAUCGGGCACCGUGAUGGGAAGGAGCACGCGCUGACACGGGAGGAUUUGCCUCGAUGUCGGGCAAGCAUAGGCGACCAUUUCCUUCAUUGUAGAUCACACCGUGACUCUCGGGAAGAGCGGGUCCGUAGGAAUGUAUUAUAUUGUAUGUUACAACAUUUGCUGUAGACGGACGGCCGAAUUCAAUUAUAGCAACCAAGAAGACAAAAAAAAAAAAUAUCCUGACUUAAGGAAAUUUCGGCUCGUUAGUGUUUCUCUGUACUCCUCUAUGUAGUCACUGUCACUCUAACAUGUAAGAAGCAACCCGCAAACCGGAAGACAAUUUCAUAAGACUGUAUUCUGCUGCCUUAUUCCCUUUUUCCACAACGGAUUUGCUUUUGACUUGAUUUCCAUCCUCAGAGGAGAAAAAUGUGACAGGUGUACAUAGCGCCCGUUUCCAUGUCAGUAUUAGGGCGGUGUUGCGUUUCUGUUUGUUUGUUUUUUUUAACGUGUCAAAUUUUUCAUUCAGUGUUUAUCGCUGUCACCUCUCCUCAGUUGGUUUUCAUGAUGGGAACCCCCCCCCCCGAUGCGCAGCUAAGUGUAGAUACGACUUCAUUCCAUGUCCCGCUAAUGCAAUGUUAGGGAGGCUCAUGCACACUUUGAAAGGAUGGAUGUUUUUGUUGGGUCACGAAAAACUAAUUAUGUUGGACUUUAUUAUUAUUAUUUUUUUUUUUGGUAGUGUUGUUAAGGGCAUUAUAAAGGGAAUUACAGUGUUGCAGUUUGAAGGGAAAACAGUAUUGUGGGAAUUCCCCUUGGAAUUUACCUGCAGACUAUGAGCCAAAAGCAAAGAAAGCCCGGUGUUAAACAGAAAAAAAAAACAUUUCUUGCGGUCAGUAUUUUAUUUAUAAUUUUUUUUUAGACCUUUCACAUUGUGCAAAUUGCGCCACAGGUUCUGUGAACCUUUGUUAAACAGACCGCCUUGCUUCCCCCCGCCCCGCAUAAUACGUUUGUUUUCAAGCUGCAGCUGCACUCUUCUGGAAGUGGGUCAAAAAAUAUCCAAAUAUAUAUUAAAAAAAAAAAAAAAAUUUUGAAGACAGAAGCGUGUGCCAAAACAUCUGGACUACUUACCAGGCAUGUCCUACUCAGAGCAACCAUCGACCCCGCCGCCAGCCCGCCCGACCCGAACGUACUGUAUAUUCCACCAAAUGCUUGUUAUUUAUUUGUAUCUAUCUAUUUAUUUAUUUAUUUAUUGGGUUUGUGGUUCUGAAUGCAUAUUUAUGCAUCCAUAUUAUACUCGAUGCUUCUGAGCCUUAUGUGAAGGCUGUAAUGUUACUCCAACUUAUCUGAAAUAUACUUCUCUGUCCUGA